CUGACGAAAAGCCCUGUGGGACUGUUUUGGAGGCAGCUAAGGAUGCAGGAUACACGACAGCUCUGGUGGUGACAUCUCGGAUUACCCACGCUACCCCCGCGGCAUUUGCUGCCCAUGUUGUCGACCGAGGCAUGGAGGAGCUUAUAGCCCAGCAGCUGGUUGGAAACAACACAUUGGGAAACAAAGUAGACUUGAUGUUUGGCGGCGGAAAGUGCAGCUGUCGAAGUGAUACUAAGGAUUCUGGGUACACAUCAGGACACAUGGCAUACAAUAUUGACCGCAACCCGACUGUUGAACCCUCGCUGACCGAGAUGGCUACGAAGGCUUUAAAUAUUUUGCUUGAACACACUCGCGACUCACCGACUGGCUUCUUUAUCAUGAUUGAGGGCUCACGUAUUGAUAUGGCGGGCCAUGAUAAUGAUCCCACUGCACAUUUGCAUGACAUUAUUGAGUACUGGGAAACCGUCACCGCAGUGCAGGGCUUUGUCGAUCGCCAUCCAAAUACAGCAAUGGUGAGCACGUCGGACCAUGAAACGGGUGGCUUGACCCUGGGCGUUGAUCCUGAAUAUGUUUGGCACCCUAGGCAUAUGCAGGGCGUCAAAAAAUCGGCUGAGGUUAUAUGCGCCGAGCUGCGACAGAUGUUGCCCGACAAGCGCACUGGGUUUGCCCAAAAGGUAGUUAUUCCAGAAUACCUUGCCAGCAACCAAAGCGUCGCACAGAUCGUGAAUGGCGCGGCCAAGGGUGAGGUUGAGUGCAAACAUGCUGUCGGACAUGUGGUGUCCAAAUUGGCGCAUCUGGGCUGGUCAACAGGCGGCCACACUGGCGCCGAUGUCGGGCUAUAUGCAUAUGGCAAGGGCACUGAGAGUUUGCGUGGAAACAUUGAGAAUACACAGGUCGGCGAAUUUCUGGCACGUUAUCUUGAGGUUGAUCUGGACCAGAUAACCCGCCGUCUGGAAAAUGAGACCACUACACACCGGGAUAUACACCCAAACAGCCAUGACCACGAGUGUAACGACGACACUUUUUCACCUCACAGCAUAGACGCGCAUGCAGGACAAAUGUCAAUUGAAUAAACGAG
Messenger RNA from Kickxella alabastrina, 1078 nucleotides. RefSeq names its product alkaline-phosphatase-like protein. Lineage: Eukaryota; Fungi; Kickxellomycota; Kickxellomycetes; Kickxellales; Kickxellaceae. Bases 132 to 1073 code for a protein of 313 amino acids. Gene Ontology annotation, molecular function: alkaline phosphatase activity. Gene Ontology annotation, cellular component: fungal-type vacuole membrane. Gene Ontology annotation, biological process: dephosphorylation. The record is from RefSeq and is a predicted model, not a curated record. The transcript has 7 exons.